AGCUGCAAUCGACAGCACGAGCACGUUGUGUUCUGUUGUGUUGUGUUGUGUGCGGCGCACUUUGAAAUUGAGUGUGCGUUUUUUUUUUGGCUGUUCUUGAUUAACAUAUAAUUCGAGAUGACAAAGACAGCGCCAAAGGGGCGCAAGAAGCCGCCAGCACGUUACUUUGAUGUGGCAGCCGGCAAAUCCGAAGAUGACAUCGCGAAUCCCAUUAAACUGAAACGCCGGAAUCAACAAAAUUUCAAAGGCGACUUCCUCAAGAUGCAGUCGCACUACAAGAAGCAGAAAUUUGACAAAAAGAAGCCAACAGGCAGCCAAGAUGAUAAGCCGAAAGUGCCAAAGAUAUCCAAGGAACUGAUGGACAAAUAUUCACGUGGCGAUGCCGUCGAUUCGCGCGGCAUCAAAACGCGCCACUUCAAGGAGCAGCAACAGCGCAAAGAGAUCUAUUUGGAGUAUGCUACUGAGCAGGCGGCACGCACAGAGCUACUGCUCCAAGAGACAGCCGGUCAGCUGGAGGCCGAUGCGGAGGAGACAACAGCCGGUUAUCGUCAGGAGGAGAUUGCCGCAAAUGUUGAUCUGCAAUCGGCCGCAAAGCAUUUUGCACUCAAACUGGAUUUUGGGCCAUACACGAUGCGAUAUACAAAGAACGGACGGCAUUUAUUGUUGGGCGGUCGGCGUGGUCAUGUCGCCGCUUUCGAUUGGGUCACCAAGAAACUGCACUGUGAAUUCAAUGUGAUGGAGACCGUUGCCGAUGUCCAGUGGCUGCAUGUGCCCACCAUGUAUGCAGUGGCUCAGAAGGAAUGGGUCUAUUUCUAUGACAAAAAGGGCACCGAGCUGCAUUGCGUCAAGCGGCUGACCCGUGUCAAUCGCUUGGACUUUUUGCCAUAUCAUUUUUUGCUCGCUGCUGCCAAUUCAGCUGGCUAUGCAUCGUGGCUGGAUGUGUCAAUUGGUGAGCUCGUUGGCAAUUUCAGUACGGGAUUGGGUGAUAUACGGCAUAUGCGUCACAAUCCCAGCAAUGGUGUACUGUGCAUCGGUGGCGGCAAGGGUGUCGUCUCCAUGUGGUCACCCAAAGUGCGUGAGCCACUGGCCACGAUCCUCUGCCAUUCGACGGCAAUGACAGCGCUCACCGUGGAUCCAAAGGGUAUGCAUCUGGUCACCGCUGGCCUGGAUCGCAUGGUCAAGGUGUGGGAUAUACGAAAUCUGAACGAUACACCAUUGGCCACAUUCCGUCUACGUUUGCCCGCCAACGAGCUGGAUGUAUCGCAACGGGGCAUGUUGGCCCUGUCGCAGGGAACCUAUCUGGAAACGUAUACAGAUGUGUUGGAGGGCGGCGGCACUGGCCUAAGGGAUAAGUUGCCCUAUCUGCGUCAGCGUUGCGAUGCCUCUGUCCAUGGGUUGCGCUUCUGUCCCUAUGAGGAUGUGCUGGGCGUCUCAACGGCGAAUGGUUUCCAUUCGCUGCUGGUGCCCGGUGCCGGUGAGCCCAAUUAUGAUGCCCUCGAGGAUAAUCCUUAUGAGACGUCAAAGCAGAGACGUGAGCACGAGGUGCACGCCCUGUUGGAAAAGAUACCGCCCGAACUGAUCACCCUGGAUCCGCAUGAGAUAACUGGUGUGGAUGCGCCCACGCUCCAGGAGAAGAUCGAUGCCAAGCGGCAGCUGUUCCACUUGAAGCCGCCACGCAUCAACAUUAAUCCGCGUCACAAAAUGAAGGGGCGUGGCGGCACCGCUAAGGCGGCACGCAAUAAGCAAAUUGUGAAAGAUAUGCAGCGCAAGGACUUCAUUGCGGAGGUGCGCAAAGCGAAGAAGGGCGUUAUUGCAGAUCACAAGCUCAAGAACGAUGGCGAUGCUGGUCAGCAGCCCAAGGUCAAAAAGGAGAGACCUGUUCGCUCCGUCUUGGAUCGGUUUAAGCCCAAGCAACAGAACCAACAGAAGUCCAGGAAAUGAAUACACCAUUUGCUGGUUGUUGCUCUUUAUAAAUAUAAAUAUUAUCAAUUUUGUUUAGUUUCAUAUCUUAAUACUAAGGCUUUUCAAAUAUAACUAAGGAAUUCAAAA
Molecule: messenger RNA, 2049 nt
Organism: Drosophila grimshawi
Lineage: Eukaryota; Metazoa; Arthropoda; Insecta; Diptera; Drosophilidae
Product: probable U3 small nucleolar RNA-associated protein 7
Exons: 2
Coding region: 118-1941 (607 amino acids)
Biological process (GO): maturation of SSU-rRNA from tricistronic rRNA transcript (SSU-rRNA, 5.8S rRNA, LSU-rRNA)
Cellular component (GO): 90S preribosome; small-subunit processome; nucleolus
Molecular function (GO): protein binding
Source: RefSeq, a predicted model, not a curated record